AAUUAUUUACAUGGUGUCAAACGCUUAGGUGAACCUAUAAUUAUGGCUGGUGAUGACCCACCACCACCGCCCUCUAAAAUAGGCCCAACCUCACCUUUCUACCUUGGAACUCAAGAUCGUCCCGGGGAUUUUAUUACCCCAACUUGCAUAAAGGGAGAAGAUUACAAUGAAUGGGCAGAUGAUAUUCAACUCGCAUUGGAGGCUCGCCGAAAGUUCGGUUUUCUUGAUGGUUCUAUUAACUCCCUUAUUCCUCCUUGCACUCAAUCGGAUUGGAAUACAAUCCAGGCUAUGCUCAUAUCGUGGAUUAUGAAUACAAUUGAUCCCGAAAUUAAGUGCACCUUGUCCAAAUACAGAGAUGUGAAGCGGCUUUGGGACACUCUUAAGACUCGAUUUGCCUUGGUUAAUGGCCCUCGCAUUCAACAAAUCAAAUCUUCAAUUGCCAAAUGUGAGCAAACGAAGGAUAUGUCGAUUGCGACUUACUUUGGGAAACUGUCCACUCUGUGGGAAGAGCUCAAUCAUCAUGAACCUUUGAUUACUUGUACUUGUUGUUCGGCUUGUACAGCGGGUCAACAACAUGAAAAACGCAAGGAGGCUUCUCGACUUCAUCAAUUUUUGAUGGGUCUUUAUUCAGAUUACUAUGCUCCGCUUCGAACAAAUAUUUAGUCUCAAGAUCCCUUGCCAACCCUUGAUCGUGCCUUUCAAUUGGUUGUGCAAGAUGAGCAUGUUCGUCAAGCUAAAUUAGUCCUAGAAGAGCAUCCACCAAAUGCGGUGGGUUUUGCACUCCGUACUGUUGUCGGGAGUAGAAAAUCAACUGACUCGGAUGAAAGACCUUCGAAGGAAGACAAAUCUCACUUGCAUUGUAUGUAUUGCAAGAAAAAAAGCAUCUUGAAAAAGCAUAUUUUGAGAUAAUUGGCUACCCGGAUUGGUGGCCGAAUAAAUCAAAAGCAAACACAGGAGAUGCUGGCAAGACAUCUCAUGCAGGUGGCCAUGGAAGAGGAUCCGCACGAGCCAAUGCUACUGUGGCUAGUGCGACUCGUGGAGAAAACACUACUGCUAGUGCUACGGGAGGUUCCUCUAAGGAAUUCUCGGCUGAUCAAUGGAAAGCUCUUACGGGAUUCAUCGAUAACACCAAAAUUUCUGAUGAAUGUUUGACGGGACCGUUCGAGGGUGCUGAUUGGAACGAGUGUUAGGCGAGAUGGACUAUACUACUUUGACGGAGAGGCUUCAGUGCAACAUGUUUCAACACACGGAUCUUCUUUGGCUUUGGAAUUAUGGCACAAAAGAAUGGGUCAUCCGUCGGAAAGAGUAGUCAAACUUUUACCUCCUCUUAGUAAUUGUAAUGGUAGUUUAAAUAAAGCUUGCGAAGUUUGUUUUCGUGCUAAACACCCUAGAGACAAAUUUCUUUUAAGUAAGAAUAAAUCAUCACGUAUUUUUGAGAAGAUACAUUGUGAUUUGUGGGGAUCAUAUAAGCAUCCCUCUUCAUGUGGUGCUAGAUAUUUUCUUACUAUUUUGGACGAUUUUUCUCGUGCCGUUUGGAUUUAUUUGCUUGUUGAUAAAACUGAGGUGUUUCGUAUGUUUAUGUCAUUUGUUGCAUUGGUGGAUAGACAAUUUUCUCAAACAAUUAAAGUAUUUCAGAGUGAUAAUAGAAUUAAGUUUAAUUGUUUGCAUGAUUUUUUUAAUGCAUCGGGGAUU
Molecule: messenger RNA, 1692 nt
Organism: Chenopodium quinoa (quinoa)
Lineage: Eukaryota; Viridiplantae; Streptophyta; Magnoliopsida; Caryophyllales; Amaranthaceae
Exons: 2
Coding region: 43-663 (206 amino acids)
Source: RefSeq, a predicted model, not a curated record